GAUUUACUACUUGAAAGGAGGAGAUACUCUUCAUCUCUACAUUUGAGAAACAACAGCGGAUCAUCAAAUAAACCAGAGGGUCCACCAUGAGACCCGUGGACCAAAAGUGGUCCUCCAUAGGGUCCAACAUGAGGCCCGUGGUCCAAAAGUGGUCCUCCAGAGGGUCCAACAUGAGACCCGUGGACCAAAAGUGGUCCUCCAGAGGGUCCAACAUGAGGCCCGUGGACCAAAAGUGGUCCUCCAAAGGGUCCAACAUGAGGCCCUUGGUCCAAAAGUGGUCCUCCAGAGGGUCCAACAUGAGGCCCGUGGUCCAAAAGUGGUCCUCCAGAGGGUCCAACAUGAGGCCCGUGGACCAAAAGUGGUCCUCCAGAGGGUCCAACAUGAGGCCCUUGGUCCAAAAGUGGUCCUCCAGCGGGUCCAACAUGAGACCCGUGGACCAAAAGUGGUCCUCCAGAGGGUCCAACAUGAGGCCCGUGGACCAAAAGUGGUCCUCCAAAGGGUCCAACAUGAGGCCCUUGGUCCAAAAGUGGUCCUCCAGAGGGUCCAACAUGAGGCCCGUGGUCCAAAAGUGGUCCUCCGGAGGGUCCAACAUGAGGCCCGUGGACCAUAAGUGGUCCUCCGGAGGGUCCAACAUGAGGCCCGUGGACCAAAAGCGGUCCUCCAAAGGGUCCAACAUGAGGCCCGUGGUCCAAAAGCGGUCCUCCAGAGGGUCCACCAUGAGACCCGUGGACCAAAAGCGGUCCUCCAGAGGGUCCAACAUGAGGCCCGUGGACCAAAAGCGGUCCUCCAGAGGGUCCAACAUGAGGCCCGUGGUCCAAAAGCGGUCCUCCAGAGGGUCCAACAUGAGGCCCGUGGACCAAAAGCGGUCCUCCAGAGGGUCCACCAUGAGGCCCGUGGACCAAAAGUGGUCCUCCGGAGGGUCCAACAUGAGGCCCGUGGUCCAAAAGUGGUCCUCCAGAGGGUCCAACAUGAGGCCCGUGGACCAAAAGCGGUCCUCCAGAGGGUCCAACAUGAGGCCCGUGGACCAAAAGCGGUCCUCCAGAGGGUCCACCAUGAGGCCCGUGGACCAAAAGUGGUCCUCCGGAGGGUCCACCAUGAGACCCGUGGACCAAAAGCGGUCCUCCAGAGGGUCCAACAUGAGGCCCGUGGACCAAAAGCGGUCCUCCAGAGGGUCCAACAUGAGGCCCGUGGUCCAAAAGCGGUCCUCCAGAGGGUCCAACAUGAGGCCCGUGGACCAUAAGUGGUCCUCCGGAGGGUCCACCAUGAGACCCGUGGACCAAAAGCGGUCCUCCGGAGGGUCCAACAUGAGACCCGUGGUCCAAAAGCGGUCCUCCAGAGGGUCCAACAUGAGGCCCGUGGUCCAAAAGCGGUCCUCCAGAGGGUCCAACAUGAGGCCCGUGGACCAUAAGUGGUCCUCCGGAGGGUCCACCAUGAGACCCGUGGACCAAAAGCGGUCCUCCAGAGGGUCCAACAUGAGACCCGUGGUCCAAAAGCGGUCCUCCAGAGGGUCCAACAUGAGGCCUGUGGACCAAAAGUGGUCCUCCAGAGGGUCCAACAUGAGACCCGUGGUCCAAAAGCGGUCCUCCAGAGGGUCCAACAUGAGGCCCGUGGACCAUAAGUGGUCCUCCGGAGGGUCCACCAUGAGACCCGUGGACCAAAAGCGGUCCUCCAGAGGGUCCAACAUGAGACCCGUGGACCAAAAGCGGUCCUCCAGAGGGUCCAACAUGAGGCCCGUGGACCAAAAGCGGUCCUCCAGAGGGUCCAACAUGAGGCCCGUGGUUCAAAAGUGGUCCUCCAGAGGGUCCAACAUGAGGCCCGUGGUCCAAAAGUGGUCCUCCGGAGGGUCCAACAUGAGGCCCGUGGACCAUAAGUGGUCCUCCGGAGGGUCCACCAUGAGACCCGUGGACCAAAAGUGGUCCUCCAGAGGGUCCAAUCAGGUCCUCAAAGUGUAAAAAUUACAGAGAAGACAUUAAAUGCAGAUUGUAAAUUAGUAAAACUAUAAAUUUAAAUUCAUUUCUAGACCAUGACGAGCUUUUUGGUCAUGAAGUAAAAUACUAGAUUGUUCUCGUUUUUGUCAUUUUUGGUGUCGUUUUGUGUCAUUUGUGUAAUUUUUUUGUCUCAUUUUUAUCAUUUGUCAAUUUCUUUGUUGCUUUGAAACUUCUUUGCCUUUUUUUGUUUUGUUUCAUGUCGUUUGUCUAAUUUUUUUUGUCAUUUUCUGUCUCAUUUUUGUCAUAUUUUGUCAUGUUGUUGUUGUUUAUCGUCUUUUUGUCUGAUGUUUGUGGUUGUGAUCCUCCAGUAAAUCCUCCAUGGUUCAGCUCCAGGUGACUAAAUGUUGUGUUCCUUUGUAGACACUCUGUGAUCUGGAAGUUGUAAUGUGGAAAUGAUAAACUGAGGAUGGAUGUUGGUGAAACUCAAUUUAUUUUUCUUCAUAAAUGUCAGGUUGUUCAUGAUGUUUAGUAAAAAGAUAAUUCCUUAAAUGUGAACACUUCUACAGUAAAACAAAGGAACCAUCAGGA
Messenger RNA from Acanthochromis polyacanthus (spiny chromis), 2516 nucleotides. Its product is annotated as NK-tumor recognition protein-like. The record is from RefSeq and is a predicted model, not a curated record. Lineage: Eukaryota; Metazoa; Chordata; Actinopteri; Pomacentridae. The transcript is spliced from 2 exons. Bases 87 to 1952 code for a protein of 621 amino acids.